ACAAGCAUGAUGAGAGAUGAAUCGGACACCAUCUAUCCAUGUUCGCUUCUUAUGCACCAUCACCAGCAAACAAUUUCAGUACAUGCUUACGAGAUGAAGCAUGAUUCCUCGCUUCCAAGGGAAUCCUUCUCCUCCCGCCUAUUCCUGAUCAUAUCCUAUGUUCUUCUGUUCCAUUCCUCCAUUGGUGCAGUCCAGGCUCAAAGUGGGGAAUUCAUGGGAUCCAAUUGCUCCUCGGUUGAUUCAUACGCAGCCAGCAGCGCUUUCGAGACCAAUCUUAAUACCCUCUUCUCCUCUCUUAGCUCCAAGUCUUCGAAUUCCAUUUCUGACAAAGAUACUGAAGGAGAGGACCCUGACCUCGUAUGUGGACUCUUCCUCUGCCUCGGAGACCUGUCUCAUGAAUCCUGCCAAGCCUGCAUCCAAACUGCGAUCUCCAGGAUCGCCCACGAUUGCGCCUAUAGACGUCAAGGUUUUAUCUGGUACGACAACUGCCUGCUGCGCUACUCGGACCAUAACUUCUUCGGAGUCGUCGAUGCGAGUGGAUCCAGCGCCGUCAAUCCUGCUGGUCCAAAAGAAUUAUCAACCGAACCUUGGGAGAAGAUGUCCAAAAUUGUUGAAGAGGCUCCCUACCAGCCUCUGAAGUUUGAAACCUUCUCUUUGGGCCCAGAUCCUGUAUUCGGGAUGGCACAGUGCGCGUCCGAUCUCAGCAGCCAAGGUUGCAAGCAGUGCUUGGCGACAGUCUUGGCUGCCAUCAAAGCUUGCUGUGCUGAUAUACAAGGUUGGCGUUAUGUGAGUCCUAGUUGCUGGAUAAGGUGUGAGCAUUCCUUCUUUCUGCUGCCAGCCAACCCAGAUAAUAGAAUUUGGAGCUUCAAUUGCACCGGAGGCAUGUACGAUGCCAACAGCACCUACCGGAUUAAUCUUGGCAACCUCUUUUCAUCACUAAUUUCCAAAUCGCUGUCCUCCGAAUCGGAUAAUGACACAACUGGAGACGAUCCUGACCAUGUCUAUGGUCUCUUCCUCUGCCAAGGAAGUCUGUCUGCUUCUGACUGUCAGAAUUGCAUAAGAAGUGCUACCAGCGACAUCCAGCUUCUUUGUUCGAGGACUCAAGGCAUUAUUUCGUAUGACUACUGUCAGCUGCGCUACUCCAAUGUAAGCUUCUUCGGUGUCGCAGAUCCGGAGGGCAUCUUCAUGACCAACCCUAAUAUCAGUGCCCAAACCAAUUCAACUAAACCAAUGGAUAUGGUUUCCAAACUGGUGCAAGAGGCUCCCAACAGGCGGCCCUUGAUGUUUGCAUCGAAUUCGUCGCCCUCAGCAAGUUUGUUCGGAAUCGCGGAGUGCACCAUGGAUCUCAACAGCACGGAGUGUGGGAGGUGCUUAAAAACGAUCUUGGAAGACAUCAAGGCUUGCUGUAUCAAGUCAGAUGGCUGGCGCUACCUCAGUCCUAGUUGCUGGAUAAGAUACGAGUCAACCACCUUCUUCGAUGUAUAUCUUGCACCUCAGCCUACACCUGGCGGCGGCGGCGGCGUUGGCGCCGCGGCGGCGGCGUUGGCAGCGGCGGUGAUUUUUUUCUUGCUCACUCGAAAAUGUUUUAGUUAA
This is a messenger RNA of Phoenix dactylifera (date palm), 1593 nucleotides long. NCBI's taxonomy places the organism in Eukaryota, Viridiplantae, Streptophyta, Magnoliopsida, Arecales, Arecaceae. The record is from RefSeq and is a predicted model, not a curated record.